Messenger RNA from Saccharomyces paradoxus, 2370 nucleotides. It is a transcript of the gene ACO2, whose product is annotated as aconitate hydratase ACO2. Gene Ontology annotation, biological process: tricarboxylic acid cycle. Gene Ontology annotation, molecular function: aconitate hydratase activity; 4 iron, 4 sulfur cluster binding. The record is from RefSeq and is a predicted model, not a curated record. Lineage: Eukaryota; Fungi; Ascomycota; Saccharomycetes; Saccharomycetales; Saccharomycetaceae. Gene Ontology annotation, cellular component: cytosol; mitochondrion. The transcript has a single exon. The coding region runs from base 1 to 2370 and encodes 789 amino acids.
AUGCUAUCUUCUGCUAAUAAGUUUUAUAUAAAGAGGCAUUUGGCAACACAUGCCAACAUGUUCCCCUCUGUAUCCAAGAAAUUUCAAACAAAAGUGCCUCCCUACGCUAAACUUUUAACUAACCUAGACAAGAUUAAACAAAUAACAAACAAUGCCCCCUUGACACUAGCGGAAAAAAUUUUAUACUCACACCUUUGCGAUCCUGAGGAAUCAAUCACUUCUUCUGACCUGUCCACCAUCCGUGGUAAUAAAUACUUGAAACUGAACCCAGAUCGUGUGGCUAUGCAGGACGCUUCUGCCCAAAUGGCGCUUCUACAGUUCAUGACUACCGGCUUAAAUCAAACAUCAGUCCCAGCAUCUAUACAUUGUGAUCAUUUAAUUGUAGGUAAGGACGGUGAAGCCAAAGAUUUACCCUCCUCCAUAGCUACGAACCAAGAGGUUUUUGAUUUCUUGGAGAGUUGCGCUAAGAGAUAUGGUAUUCAGUUCUGGGGCCCAGGUUCUGGUAUCAUUCACCAAAUUGUUUUGGAAAACUUUUCAGCCCCAGGUCUAAUGAUGCUAGGUACCGAUUCUCAUACACCAAAUGCAGGAGGUCUAGGAGCUAUUGCCAUUGGUGUUGGUGGUGCAGAUGCAGUCGAUGCCCUCACAGGCACACCAUGGGAAUUAAAAGCGCCAAAAAUUUUAGGUGUAAAAUUGACUGGAAAACUAAACGGAUGGUCCACUCCUAAGGACGUAAUUACGAAGCUCGCUGGUUUGCUAACUGUCAGAGGUGGUACCGGUUAUAUCAUUGAAUACUUCGGCGAAGGUGUAUCUACUCUAUCUUGCACAGGUAUGGCAACCAUCUGUAAUAUGGGAGCUGAAGUUGGUGCUACAACAUCAACUUUUCCUUACCAAGAAGCUCACAAGCGUUAUUUGCAAGCAACUAACAGAGCAGAAGUGGCUGAAGCAGCAGAUGUUGCUUUGAACAAGUUUGGUUUCUUAAGAGCCGACCAAGAUGCUCAGUAUGAUAAAGUUAUUGAAGUCGAUUUAUCCGCAAUUGAACCUCAUGUUAAUGGCCCAUUUACGCCCGACUUGUCCACCCCGAUAUCUCAAUAUGCUGAAAAAAGUUUAAAGGAAAACUGGCCACAAAAGGUUAGUGCUGGUUUGAUUGGAUCCUGUACUAAUUCGUCUUAUCAAGACAUGAGUCGUGUCGUCGACUUGGUCAAACAAGCUUCCAAAGCUGGGUUGAAACCACGUAUCCCAUUUUUUGUGACCCCUGGUUCAGAACAAAUUAGAGCUACUUUGGAAAGAGAUGGUAUCAUUGACAUUUUCCAAGAAAACGGCGCCAAAGUUUUGGCAAAUGCAUGCGGUCCUUGUAUUGGACAAUGGAACAGGGAAGACGUCUCAAAAACUUCGAAAGAAACAAACACUAUUUUCACAUCAUUCAAUAGAAACUUUAGAGCUAGAAAUGAUGGUAAUAGGAAUACGAUGAAUUUCUUAACAUCCCCAGAAAUAGUAACAGCAAUGAGCUAUUCUGGAGAUGCUCAAUUCAAUCCAUUAACGGACUCAAUUAAAUUACCAAACGGGGAGAAUUUCAAAUUCCAGCCACCGAAGGGUGAUGAGUUACCAAAAAGAGGCUUUGAACACGGUAGGGACAAGUUUUAUCCUGACAUGGAUCCAAAACCUGAUAGCAGCGUAGAGAUCAAAGUCGACCCUAAUUCUGAUCGUUUACAAUUAUUGGAACCAUUCAAACCUUGGAAUGGCAAAGAAUUGAAAACAAAUGUGCUUUUGAAGGUUGAAGGCAAGUGUACAACGGAUCAUAUUUCCGCUGCGGGCGUUUGGCUGAAAUAUAAGGGCCAUUUAGAAAAUAUUUCUUACAAUACACUAAUCGGUGCUCAAAACAAAGAAACCGGUGAAGUCAACACAGCAUAUGACCUUGACGGAACUGAAUAUGAUAUCCCUGGUUUGAUGAUGAAAUGGAAGUCCGAUGAUAGGCCAUGGACCGUAGUAGCAGAACAUAACUAUGGUGAAGGUUCCGCAAGAGAACAUGCGGCUUUAUCACCAAGAUUCCUUGGUGGCGAAAUUCUUUUAGUUAAGUCUUUUGCAAGAAUUCACGAGACAAACUUGAAGAAACAAGGUAUGUUGCCAUUGACUUUUGCCAACGAAUCUGAUUAUGAUAAAAUUUCAAGCGGAGAUGUUUUGGAAACGUUGAACCUAGUUGACAUGAUCGCUAAAGAUGGCAACAACGGUGGUGAAAUUGAUGUUAAGGUUACUAAACCAAAUCGCGAUUCGUUCAUCAUCAAGGCAAAGCAUACCAUGUCCAAAGAUCAGAUUGAUUUUUUCAAAGCCGGUUCAGCAAUCAAUCAUAUUGGUAAUAUACGAAGAGGCGAAUAA